AUGGCAGGUGGAAACACCAAAGCGUAUGCCGCGAGGCUUAAUCCAAAUGGACAGAUGACCAGAAAUGCCAAGAAUUAUCUGCAUCCAGUCAUGUGCUAUUCGGAACAAUUCCGCCCUCGUCAAUCUCAUACACUCACUGGCCAAAAAUUGCCUUGGCUAGCUGUAACCAUCUGCCAAAGUAUGGAGUUCGCAACCGUCUUCGAUGACCCGUGGUCUAAAAAACCUAUUUCUUUGGGAGAUGCUGCAACACAACAUCUCGAACUUAUUGAUAUAUUCAUAAAAGUUAUCACACAUUUGGGUGACGAUAAUGGCUACAUCAGCGAUGAGACAUUGGCAUACUCAGAAUGGAGAUAUAUCGUCUACGUCCGAAUGAUCGAGUUACGAGGGUAUUGUCCGAGUGACAUUCCACCACCAUGGGACGUUGCACUUAUCAUGUACCUGCACAUGCUUUCGCCGUCGCGUUUUCACCACUACAUCUAUGACAACCGCUCCACAGUAUUGGAUGGUAUAUUUGGCCUCCGUCAUCGUCACUUCCCAAUGACAAAGUUACUUUCAGGAGAGUGGUAUCCAAAGAAAAGCAGGAAACAGUGGUCAGAAUCCAAUACACCUGAUCGUGCCGCUUGUCCAGGUCCAAACCUGCCAUACCAACUGUGGUCUUCUCCUCCUUGGGAACCAAAGCGGGCUUCCAAGGUUGUUUCCUCGGUACUUGGUAGAGAUGCAUCUCAGUCUCCCAGUUCAAAGUCACGAUGGACUACACCAACCGAUACGAAAGCUCCGGGUAAAUCAAAGAACCAGGAGUUUCGUGUCGUGAUUAUGCAUGAUUGGCUUCGUUGUCGAACCGCUGUUCCAGAGCAAGGCUUCAGAGUCUGGGGCAUUGAAGCAUACACGGCGAUAAGAACUCAGCGUGUUGAAGAGCGUUGCCGGAAUCAAAGUCAGCAUGAACAGUUCAACGCAACUUGUGGACUUCGACCCUGGCCGGUACUCCAAGAUUUACGAGCUGAACUAGAACAGCAGAUGUCAUUCUGGAAGGUUAUGGUACAUGCGAAGAACACGUUACCAGAGUUUGUUGAUACUUUGAACGAACACGUGAGAGAUUACAAAAACUAUAUGGGUCUAGUCGGUCAUGUUCUGUGGAAGAAAGGCAAAUGUGGCCGGUACGAGUCGAAACUUGAUCCAAAUAAUCAACCCAUGUCUAGGUCAGGCUGCCACUCAACAACGAAACAUGUCGGACCACGAUUCACCAAGUUGCUUCCCCCGACUCUACAGAUAGAUUUCCUUUGGCACACCCACCGACUCUACCCGGCACAUUACUGGGCGUUCUGUUGCGAGCAAGCGAAUUGGGUCGUGGAGCCGGACCCUACACCAGGCGCAGGAGCAGGUGAUGUGUUACUGAAAUAUACAAAGGAGGAGUGGAAAGACAGAUAUUUGGAAUGCACCGAGAGAGGAACGUUAGUUGAUCAAUGGUUCACAGAAUACGUUCCGUGCGCGGCCAAGCUUGCUCCUCCAGACAUCGGGCGGACUAACCUGUCGAGUAUAGUCAAUGGGGUAAACGCAGUGAGACAACGGAGAGUCAUACGGAGGACAGGAAGAAAUGAUGACAUAAGCGGAGGCGGAGGAGCUGGAUUUAGUGGAGGCGAUGGAGGUUGUGGUGGUGAUGGCGGCGGUGGAGGAGGAGAAUAA
Messenger RNA from Fusarium graminearum PH-1, 1680 nucleotides. RefSeq lists its product as uncharacterized. The transcript is spliced from 4 exons. The record is from RefSeq and is a predicted model, not a curated record. NCBI's taxonomy places the organism in Eukaryota, Fungi, Ascomycota, Sordariomycetes, Hypocreales, Nectriaceae. The coding region runs from base 1 to 1680 and encodes 559 amino acids.